AUAAAUCUUAUUAGAGCUCAUUUAUCACUAUGGCUAAGUUUUCAUUUCUUCCCUGUGCCUUCCUCUUCCUCCUCUUCUCUAUGGCCUUUUUCAUUGACAUCUCAUGUGCUGGUAAGGAGGGAUCGCUGCGUCCUGAAGAAUGUCCAAAAGCAUGUGACUACAGGUGCUCCGCGACUCAACACAGGGGAAAUUGUAUAGAUGAUUGCAACAAGUGCUGUGCAAAAUGUUUGUGUGUUCCUUCAGGCACAUAUGGUCACAAGGAAGAGUGCCCUUGCUAUAACAAUUGGAAGACCAAGGAGGGUGGCCCUAAGUGCCCUUAAAAAUUAAUUUAAUAAUGUUUUUACUGUUUUAAUUAACUUCCUUGUCUUUUGGCUAUUUAGGUGGCCAAAAUCUUGAAGUUAAUACUCCCAACUUUUCCUAAUAAAUCAAUUAUUAUUUCAAUUGAAUGAGAA
Messenger RNA from Jatropha curcas, 452 nucleotides. RefSeq names its product gibberellin-regulated protein 12. The record is from RefSeq and is a predicted model, not a curated record. NCBI's taxonomy places the organism in Eukaryota, Viridiplantae, Streptophyta, Magnoliopsida, Malpighiales, Euphorbiaceae.